Molecule: messenger RNA, 3062 nt
Organism: Geodia barretti
Lineage: Eukaryota; Metazoa; Porifera; Demospongiae; Tetractinellida; Geodiidae
Source: the annotation of a GenBank genome assembly
UUGAUGAUUAUUGCGGUUGUUGAGGAGCUUGUAGAUCUGCACAGCUGAACCGAAUUAGCUUUGGGCUUUUUUCAGAGACCGUUGUUGCAAGUAAAGAGCUGCGAGAAGAAAGAUCAGCUGUGGAGAGAGAGAGAAAUGGCUGAGCCUGACCAAGAACUGUAUGAAGAGCUAGAGCUAGCAGAUGAUGCCGUGGAAGAUAUAUACGAAGAUCUCCCUGAUUCUGCCUUCAACGAUGCACCCAUCUCACCUCCUCCCCUUCCCUCCACCCCCAUCCCCUCGUUCCCAAGCCCCGCCCACAAGGCCCCGCCUCUACCGCCAUCCAACGUUCCGCCCAUCCCGACUCGCGCCAUGGCAACAUCUCUCACUAGAAACCAGCCCAGCAACAACCUCCAGAAACCGAUAAAACAGACCAAAGCGACAACAAUGAAACCCGGAAAGCCUGGAAAGCCGCCACCAGCUGUCAAAGCCAAAGCAGGAGGAGGCGGAGGAGGAAUAGACAUAUCUGAGAUUAUGAAGAGGGCCAGACAGAGGACAGGGAGCACUUCGGCCAUUAUGGAUUUGGAGACCAAGAUUGGCGAGAAGAAAGACGACGAUAACGCUCACGUGGCGCCGUGGGCUAACCAGCUCCGCAAGCCAAAAGUCCCACCGCCACCAAAGGAAGCAAGGAAGGAGGGUGGAGAGGGGAGCACGCCUCCCUGGGUCAAACGAAAGGUCGAGAACGAAGAACCCGCGACAGAGUCUCGAGCUCGAGCUCCACCGACCGCUCCGUCGAAGCCACCGGUGGCAAACGGAUCCGGUCCAGACGGUCGUAGCUCGCCCACCGGUGACGACAACAAGCCUCCCUGGCUGAAGCAGAGGGAAAGACAGCAGCAACUGGCCAAGACUGCCCCGGGCAGCGGUAUUGCAGAGAAACCUCACAUCGUACCCAAACCAGCUGCUAAACCACCUCCAAUGGCUCCGAAACCAGCCACAAAACCACCGCAAUUAGCCCCUGGACCCAAACCCCCUUCUGAUCAGCCGCCUCCCACUUCCCCAAGAAAAACUCGUCCCGUCCCCACACCAAAGACAAACGACUCCGCUGAGUCGGAGAAGCAGGCGAGUGGCGCGUCACCGCCCACCCAGAGCGCAGGCGUGCUCGCAAAGGCCAAGAUGUUUGCAGAGGCAGGAUCUAAACCAGCCAUUGCUCCAAAGACUGGGACUAGGCCGCCUCCUGUGAAACCCCACGGAGUUGGCGCGGAAAACUCGCCCGUUGUGGCGCCACGAGUGGAGAAGAAAUCGCCCACCCCUCCUCCGAUACCCACCCGAGAGUCAUCCAUGUCACAGAGCACACAGCCACGCUCGCCUUCCCCCAUCCCCGAGGACACGCCUCCCUUCUCUCGUCCACCUCCGUCGGUCCCCGAGACUAAUGCUGCUCCCAUCCCCGCAUUUUGUCCCCCGCCCAUCAGCACACGCCCACCUCCACCUCCCACCACCCCUCCUCCACCGUCCUCACAACCUCCCAUAAUUCCCCCUCCACCCCCUCUCUCCGAACCCCCAGGUCCCCCGUCGCUCCCCGACAGAAACCCCCCGAAAGCUCCGCCCCCUUUCCUCCCUUCGUCUCGGCCUCCGCCCUCUCUCCCUGCCACACGGGCCCAGCCUACACCCCCCACGGGGAGCGUCAUGAAAUUCCGCAGACGACCCCUCAAAUCAGUGGACCGCUCAAAACCUCCACCCCUUCCUCCACCCAACUCCAAACCUGUUAAAUUUCCCAUCCAACCUCCGUUGUCGUCUGUCCCACCACCAGCUCCAAGUGGGGGUGUGUCCGCUGGGAGUUGGGCUGAAACGUCUGGCGACGGAGAUGAACCCGAGGACAUCUACGAAGACACUGCCGCUGGUGCACCCGAAGAGGACGGGCCGGAUGAACUGUACGAUGAUAUCGGGAACAUUCAGGCGUCCAAACCUCCGAUGCCACCCCUGCCGUCAUCGCCACCUCUCCUUCCCUCCGUCCCCCCACCCACCUUCCGUCCUCCUCCUCCCAUGGUGGUCGAGACUCCCGAGAUAAACUAUGAGAUGGACCCCAACCUGCAGCAGAAUGGAGUGGUCCAUGAAGAUGUGACUCAGGAACUGUACGAAGACCUGAAUCCCAUCGACGGUCACCUCAACUCACCUGGUGCCCCGUCGGUCACCACUCUUCCCCUCCCUCUCUCAUCCUCACAGAACUCACUCACCCCUAGCACUUCUCCCACCCUCGACCGCAAACAAAAGUGAGUAUAAACACACCCACAUGGCAUGGUAUGUAGACAAUGUGUUUUCUGUUAUAUACAAGCGUUCGACAGUAGUUUAAUUUCCAGGAGCAAUUUAUAUUAGUGUGUGCACUCACAUAGUUGUGUGUGUGUGUGUGUGUGUGUCAGGCUGUCCAGAGAGCAGAAGAAGCAGCAGAAAGAGGAGGAGAGGAAGAAGAAAGAGCUGAAGAAAAAAGAGGAGGCGAAAGCCAAAAACAGACUCAAGUCCCUCAAAACCUUCAAGGAGUUCAAACUUCCCAACGACGUCCAGUCUCUGUUUGCGGUUGAAGUACAGGAGGACCAUCCAAAGACCAAGGAUCACAUGGCCGUCUCGAAGGGAGAACAGGUGUACGUGCUCCUCAUCAGCCACCCAAAACUGCCCAACGACCGCUACUUCAUAGAGAAAGAUGAUGGAACAAUGGGUUUUGUGAUGAAGUCCAUCUGCGUCAGGAUGGUCUACCUGGCUCAGCAGAGUGAGCCUCCACCAGUUCCUGAUGUGGACGAGUACCUAGACCAAGAUAUCUACGAGGAGCUGCCGGCAGAUGACGACGACAGUCUCAAUGGAAUUGCUCCGCCUGCCCUCCCCCCUCCCAACCCCAACUUCCUUCCGACUCGCUUCCCAGCUCCCUCACAGGCCGCACCUCCUCCGCCUCCUGAUGAACCGCAGGACAACUAUGAAUACUUGCCUGAACAAGAGGGUUCUUAUUAGUGCCCACUAUUAUAAGUAUGGGACACUCUAUUUUUUUAUCAAGGCCGUUGAGUCAGACGUUUUCUGCAUAAUUAUUAGAUUUGCUAUUGACA